UUUUUUUUUUUUCUUUUCAUACUCUUUCUAAGGGUUUCCAAGGCACGGAUAUAAAGGACAGAUCCCCAAAGGAUGAAGUCAGGUUCCAAUCAGAGGAACCAGCCAGCCUGCCUCUCCCCACCUCUCCCCCUGCCUCUGCUGCUGCUGCUCCUGUAACCAAACUGACUGGGGAUACGCCGCAGUUGGAUGUGUUUUUCAAAAAGCUCAGCAGCCUGUUUAAUUUGUCAUCAAAGUCUGAUUCGGAGGAUCCCAAGAGCUCUGCUCAGCAGGGGGCUGGCGCGACACAAGACGCCGAUCAAAACCUGAAAGGGAUGCCAUCAGAGGGACAGCAGAAUGGAACAGUGAGGGACCCUGGUGAGAAGCUGGCAGCAGCAGAGAGCAAGUCCCAGGAGGAGUCAGGGGGUCAAAGAGUGGAGGAAGCACAGGACCAGCUGGGAACUGACAAAGAGGCAGCAGCUCAGCAAAGCCCAAUCCAGCCUUCACCUGGAUUGCAUGAACCAAACAAACAGAACCACUGCCCUUCACACUCCAUGCAGGAUCAAAGCUACAGCAAUGGCAAUCAUUUAAUAUCUGUUGAAGCAGCUGUUGAAGAGCCAACCUCCAGCCACGAUCUGUCUUGUCCGCCUAACGUCACCUAUGCAACUUAUCGGGGCAUGAGAAAGAUGAAAAAGCUGAUGAGGAAACAGCAGCCCCAAGUGGCGUCUCCUAUACCGGAAGGGUUGGAAGAUGGCAUCAUUCAGAGCAUGAACAGCGAGCACACGUGCAUCUCAGGAACUGCUGGAGAGGCGAGCAGCUUCCAGCUAAACGGACAGACAAAUGUGGAGAACCCAGGGACAGCAUCUCCUCAUGCCAGGCUAGGGUCAGAACCAGAGGACGAUAGCAAUAUGGACAGCCAUCCUGAGGGACCAGUCACCCCUUUGAAACAAAACGGAGCAUGCAUUGACACGGACCCUCAUAAUCAACCACGUCCAGGACUACACGAGAGCAAGCAAAAGAAACUGCCAGUUAACGAACAGCUUGCCAAGCAGCUCACCUCAGCGGACAGGUAUAUGAACUCUGAUUCCAGCAGCGCUUCAGCCUCCUUAGUAGCUGUAGUUAAGGAAGGGCAUGAUAUGCACUUGUCCUCAGAAGGCGUGCUAUUACCAGCCACUAAUGAGACCCAAAGGGAUGUUGCAGGUAACUCCGACGAGGAAACUGCCAAGCCGAUGUCAGGGAUUUUCAACGAGGCAACAGAUGGACAAACUGAGCAAGCAGAAAUUCUAUCCCACCCAAAGGACAUCGCCGGGUCACUUACAGAGGCCAACGCUGUGCUCCACAGCCAAGCUGAACGACUCCAGGGAAUUGAACACACAUACCAACCUGCUGCUCACAGCAUGUCCAUAGCUUCUCCUGGUUACCAGAACAGCCCAGUGUUUCAGUAUUAUAUUUCAUUAACCGAAGCUCAGGAAACCAACAGUAAGGAAAUCCUAAUACCAGGUGUGAGGUCUGUUGAAACUGUGGGACAAGAACAGUGUGCUCUAAAGGAAAGUGAAAGUAAGCUGACCCCAGGAGGGAAGCAAGAAACAGCAGAGGCAGAUAUUCAUAUACAUGCCUUGCAAUCAGAGUCAAGGCAAAUGGUUGAAAAUAUUCUGAGGAACGCCUGUGCAGCUCUCCAGAAACUAGACGCCUCUGAAUCCGAGAAUGUAGAUCUGCUGAGUGGUAAUUCAGAGGGUUUAAGUAGUAUACUGAAAUCAUCUGAACCAAGAGGCCAAAGUAUAGAGACUCCAACAGGGAAUAUAAACGAAAGCAAUCUCAGACUGGACUUGAACUCAGCAGCGUCACCUACUCAAACAAAUACACCAUCUACAUCCAGCAUGCCAACAGAAAUGAAACAAACUAUGGUGUGUUCACAUUAUGAAUCCCUGCUUGAUUCAGACAGUCACACUAAGCCCAGCAUUACUGUAUGUGUGGAAUCUGCCUUGUAUAGGUAUCACCAAAGCUCUGUUGAAUCUAGUCAUAGUGAAAGGCAAGCGGAUAACUUCACUCAGAACAGCAAACCAAUGACAUCCAGUUCUGAAAGAGUUAACACUGGUAUAACAUUAAGGCAGGACACUGUAAAAGAAGAGCAACCAGUCAGUGUGUCAUUUAAAGACAACGAAGAUAAAUUACACGCAACUGAGACAGAAAUAAACAGGGAUUUCAAUGCAGCUAUAUCCAGAAAAGCCACAGAAAUAGUUAAUGAAGUUUUCCAGUUAGCCAAAGUCACUGUGUCCAGUGAGCAACAUAGCCACUGUUUGACUAAAGUCACUCAAAUUGAAACUGUGGACAUGCCACAGAGGUUUCCCAUAGAGGAAAUCCAUUCAGUUGUGUCAACUAAUGCGAAGGAACAUCCAGGUCAAGUUAUUGAUGUUGCUCAAGAAGUUAGUGGACCUUUUACAACUGAAGUCCAAACAAGAGAGCUUAAUGGCAUGACCAAGCUGAAAAAUUCCCUCAAUACCGAGACAGCUUUAAUACCGAAGGCUAGUCUAGUUGAAGAACUAAUUCUUUCAGUUCCACAGGAAUGUUCCCAGAAAUCUGACACAGCUGACGUUAGCUACGAUGACCCAAAAACAACAAAUGACAUCACUGAAAAUAAAAUCACAUUGACUUCUGACCAGUGUGAUGGAACCAACACUGAAACACCCUCGAAAUGUCUCAAGGAUGCCUGGCAAGCAGAAGAAGCCGGUGACAGGUCUACAAAACCCCAGGAUUUCCAUGAGGACUUUCAUAGAGAUGGAGAAGAUGAUCAGCCUUUUGUUUUAGUUAGGAGUUAUUUAGUUUCUGUCUUAGAAGGCGAGUCAGACCUGGGCUAUUCUGAUAGUGUUCUUAGCACACAUCCAGGAUUUGCUGAACAGGAACUUGUCUCCAGCAGUGAGCAGCCUGUUAUUAACCUGCAUGUGUAUGAUGAGCAGGAAUCUCAUGAGAAUGAAGUCGACGGCAGCUUUGCUGUCAUUAGUGAGGAAGAUGAGGCAGAAGCAUCUGGCUAUGAGCACGAUAUGCUGCUCGGUCAAAACUUCAGGAGGAAACAACUAUAUCCUUAUUCUUUAUCUCCAAUAUUCGAGGAGGAGACUUCGAUAGAGGAUACAAAUAUGGAGGACCAUCCAGAAAACGAGGGGGAGCUAAUAAAGAGCGCUGAAGACCAAGCCCUAUCCGUCCUCUCUCUCCUACAGUCAGUAAGCGAGAGGCUUAAGCUAAGCAGUUUAUCGAAUGGAGAUGAGGACUGUUUCGAAGAACCAUCUCGGGCUGAGGUGGAUUCUCCUUCUGAGGAUUCCAGCACGGAGAGGGAUGACAAUGCAAUUCAGACAAGCGAGGAAGACCAAAUCGCACAGACGAAAAAAACACUCCUUGAGGAAACCUGCAAUGACGGUACAGCAUUGAUUGAGACUGCUGGGCCACUCGUUAGGGUGAAAGAAAAUAACUCGACAGAGCCACUGGUGAGUGCAAACAAAGGAGUAUCCCUGAACACCCAGGACACAUCAAGAUCCCUAGAAAUUCCUUUUAGAGCUUCUGCUGCCAAAGUUAGCCCGCUAUAUCAGUAUUUACAAGCAAUUCCAUCGAUCCCUAAACAGCAAGAAGCCCAACUAUCCACUGUAAAAGAAGAUGUUUCAAACAGCAUGGCAUCUGAUCCGAAACCUGGAGGCACGCCAACAGGCCUGAUUGAUACAAGGAAUUUGAAGAUCAACCCAAGACCGGGUAAAGUAGGUUGGAUUUUCAACAUACUUCUUUGGUUUACCAGAGUCAAGGCUGUGGCUGAAAGUUUUGCAUAGCAGAACUGCAAGGAGGUUUGAGAAGUGGUAUUGGAGGUCAGCGGUGUGUUCUGCUGAGAUUUGUUCAUCUCACAUUGCUUUGGUAGCUCUUCAUGCUCCAAGGUCACGUUAAUCUCCCAUGUAUUUUAUUUUUCAACCAGUAAGAUGUAUAGUACACAUCCUGGCCAUACUGCUGUCAGAGUAUGGAUUUUGGAGUUUGGACUGAAAACAUUAGCGAGGGACCAAACCCCCUAAAAUUAUGCCAGUUCGUUAUGUCAGAGUAAAAUGAUAACAAUUAUGUAAACUUUCAUCCAGAUUUUCAAGGGUGCUAAACCAAUGCAUAUAAUAAUGUCUCCAUGCAAACAAGUAAAUGCUAACAGA
Molecule: messenger RNA, 4145 nt
Organism: Polyodon spathula (Mississippi paddlefish)
Lineage: Eukaryota; Metazoa; Chordata; Actinopteri; Acipenseriformes; Polyodontidae
Exons: 3
Coding region: 312-3785 (1157 amino acids)
Source: RefSeq, a predicted model, not a curated record